Messenger RNA from Thelazia callipaeda (thelaziosis nematode), 1344 nucleotides. Lineage: Eukaryota; Metazoa; Nematoda; Chromadorea; Rhabditida; Thelaziidae. The record is from the annotation of a GenBank genome assembly.
UUGGAAAAUCGAAGCAGUAAGGAUACAAAAAUAGAUGACAAUUAUGUAUGGAUUCUAACCGAUAUCUUCCUUUUCCGUAAUUUUUUGAAAAAUUUAGCAAGAAACUUAUUUGCAUUUUUCUUUCCAAAAGGUAUUCCAAUUUCGGCAUCUGAAAAUGAAAUAGCGCUGAAGAGAGUCAGCGAAGUAUUUGCUGCGAUUGGAAAUAAAAUCGAAAUGAUGGAUAUGGCUGAGAUCUGUCGAGCAGCGAACAUACCUGUAUAUUGGAAGCGGGCUGUUUACGUCUCUUGUAGCACUCAUCAGUCGAGACCAAUUACUUUUGCUGAUUUCGCUUCCUGGUGGAACAGAAUGACAUCAGUGGCGCAUGAUGAAGCAGCUCGUUUCAUGUACACUUUAGCAGGACCAUAUCGAGAUUAUCUAACCAAAGAGGACUUGGUACCUAUACUUCAAGAUCUCAUUGAAACCUUUCCAGGAUUGCAUUUUCUACGUGAAGCUCAAGAAUUUCAUUCGAGAUACGUUGAAACGGUGAUAGUUAGAAUAUUUUGGACAGUUAAUAGAUCUUGGACUGGAAGAAUAACAACCAACGAACUUCGUCGUUCGAAUUUCUUAGAAGUAAUUCGAAAACUGGAAUCAACAGAUGAUAUUAAUACAAUAACCAAUUACUUCAGCUACGAACAUUUCUAUGUGAUCUACUGUAAGUUUUAUGAACUGGACAAAGAUCAUGACUUGAUUAUCAACAAAAUGGACAUGGCACAGCAUUGUAAUGGAGCACUUCCUGCACAAAUCAUCGAUAGGAUAUUUAGCGGGGCUGUGACGAGAUCUACGGCUGCAAAACGUUUUCGAAAAGCGGUCGAAACUAUCGGAUAUACUGAUUUCGUAGCAUUUCUGCUGGCAGAAGAAGAUAAACGGCAUCCAACAAGCAUCGAAUAUUGGUUCCGAUGUUUGGAUUUGGAUGGUGAUGGUUUGAUAUCUCUGUACGAAAUGGAAUACUUUUAUAAUGGUGUUAAAAGUAAAAUGGACCAGCAUAAUAUUGACUCCAUGCGUUUUGAUGAUGUGGUCUGCAAUCCAAACGUUAUAUCAUUAUCAGAUCUGAAAAAGUGCUCACUCUGUACCAGAUUCUUUAAUACCUUCAUAAAUUGGGUAAAAUACUAUGAGCAAGAAGCAAACGAAGGAGAAAGAACUGACGGUGAUGAAGAGUUGAACGACUGGGAUAGGUACUGCUUGGAAGAAUAUGAAGCACUGAUGGCAGAUGACCAGGAUAAUGAAGAGGCUGAAGACAUGUUUGUGCUUUUUGAGUUUUUAGAAAAUACAUACUUUUCACUUUCCGAAAUUGUGUGGAUUUUAUGA